AUGCUUCCUGUCGGGGCAGUUCGCCGACUGGACGACGCAGCCCCACCUGUCGGCAACGACCUCUCAGAUAUUGUCGAUGCUGCAGGACGCUAUACUGAGAACGUCUACCCGACGUCGCCGUGGGUCCUGGCGCGGUGGAUCGCUCGGGGCCCCGUCGGACUGUGGAAUAAUGUGAAUUAUAAAGAGAAAAUGCCCGCCGCAGGUCUGGCUGUCGAGUGCCGACUGCAUGUGAUUCGGCAUCAUUCGACAGAGUAA
Messenger RNA from Aspergillus melleus, 255 nucleotides. RefSeq lists its product as uncharacterized. The transcript has a single exon. The record is from RefSeq and is a predicted model, not a curated record. Lineage: Eukaryota; Fungi; Ascomycota; Eurotiomycetes; Eurotiales; Aspergillaceae. Bases 1 to 255 code for a protein of 84 amino acids.